AAAUUUAAGUAGAAAGAACACUUGCUUACGUAAUUUGAAUAUAAUUAAGCUGAGCUUGGUACAUCUGCAAUGGAAGUUUUAGCACAAGUUCUUUUUCUAAUGUUCUUUAUGAACUGUUGGAAUUUCAACAAAGCUUAUACUCCAUCGGGUUACCUCGGAUGCUACAUAGAUAAGAUUGACCGCAUUCUAUCUCACAGAAUGCCUAAUUCAGCACUCAACUCGGGCGACCAGUGCAAGAAACAAUGCAAGACCUCCGGGUACAGAUAUGCUGGAACAGAGUAUACGGUCGAAUGUUUCUGUGGAAACGUCAUAAAAGAAUACCCAAAAGGGUCAGAGUGUACAGCUAAAUGUCCUGGAAAUAAGGACGAGAUGUGCGGCGGAACGUGGCACAUUUCCUUAUACGAUACACAGGAAAACGACGAGUCUGAAGACUCGGAAUCCUUAGAAGUUUAUGUACCAUCGGGCUACCUCGGAUGCUAUAUAGACAAAGUCGAACGCAUUUUGUCUCACCGAAUGCCAAAUUUCGCAAACAACACUGGAGAUCAGUGCAAACAACGAUGCGAGGCUGCGGGAUACAGAUAUGCUGGAACAGAGUACACGGACCAAUGUUUCUGUGGGAAUAAUAUAACAGAUUAUCCAAAAGGGUCAGAGUGUACAGCUAAAUGUCCUGGAAAUAAGGACGAGAUGUGCGGCGGAACGUGGCACAUUUCCUUAUACGAUACACAGGAAAACGACGAGUCUGAAGACUCGGAAUCCUUAGAAGUUUAUGUACCAUCGGGCUACCUCGGAUGCUAUAUAGACAAAGUCGAACGUAUUUUGUCUCACCGAAUGCCAAAUUCAGCAAACAACAAUGGCGAUCAGUGCAAACAAAAAUGCGAGGCUGCCGGAUACAGAUAUGCUGGAACAGAGUAUACUGUGGAAUGUUUCUGUGGGAAUGACAUAAAAAAAUACCCAAAUGGUUCAGAGUGUAAUGCCAAAUGUCCUGGAAAUAAGGACGAGAUAUGUGGAGGGACGUGGCACAUUUCAUUAUACGAUACACAGGAAAACGAGUCUGAAGACUCAGAUUCACAAGAGAGUGAUUUGAAUUACUGUGAAAAAUACGAUGCCUGUCCUCCCAAAUGGAAAUGCAGAAAUAGGAAACGUGGCUUUUUAUGUAGGGCACCAUCAUCAGAAGUCAAAAUCAGCAAGUAAAAAUACUGGAAGCUAAAUACAAAAUCGCAAACUUCGGAUGUUCAAAUGAUAAAUAUGUAAUACAUUACGUAUGAGUAUAAUUAGUAACAAAACAUUCUUAAUACUAAAAACUGUUUAAAUUUUACUAUUAUUGUUAUUAGCUUACUGCAUUUCAUUUGUUCAAUGUCUUCAGUCUUUGUAUUACAGCGCGCUGAAUAUAAGACAGAUAACAUGUGUACCUUAAUAUAAAAUAAUUUAUUCACUAUUCCAUUCCUGUUUUGAGUAUGUUUAACAAUUUUGAUGUGAUUUAUCAUAUAAUAAUACAUAGUCAUAUUAACAUUUUCCAUGAUUAUCAUAAUACACACCAUUAUCAUCAUCAUCAUUAUAAGUAAAUAAUCAUCGUCAUUGUUAUCAUAAUAAUCAUCAUAUUAAUAAUCAUCGUCAUAAACUUCAGGAUCACAUCAUCCCCAUCAUCAACAUUAUCAUCGACAUCAGAUAACAGCAUAAUCAUUAUUUUUGUAUGCUUUUAGUUUUGUUUUAUUCCUUACAAUUAUGUUGUUGUAGUCGUUCAUAUUAAUUCGAGUAAUGUUAGUGUUUUUACCUCGACCCUAAACCUCUCACAUCCUAAGCCAGCGUGGUACCCCUGGACCACGGGGAAGAUUACGAAGACGAUCAUAAAUAAAACCAAAUAAUUCUAAAUUUAGAAUUUCCUUUUAAAGGCUUGUAAUCCUUUUUAAUUCGGAGGUAUUUUGUUCACGAUUAAGCUGUUGUUGAACAUUGAUGAAAAAAAAAUUAAGCGAAAAUCUUCCCGCCCAAACAGUCCGACAUGUAUAUAUUUCAAUGCUCGACAGUCAGAUUUAUUUGUGUAAUACGCGCUGAAGUUUUCGGUAAUCGACAUCGCUAACAAUAGCAUUGUGUAAACCUCGAUUAAAUUAUCGGGUGUCACUUAUAAGACCGUUACUUAUGGAAGAAAUUGAUUAUCGAUCGUCGACUGCCCUAAAUUCGUCCCUGUCCUCGAGGCAACACCCUUGCUUUAUUUUUCAGAAAGUCUAAAUAACAAAUGUUCAUUUUGCGUUUAAUUCUGAACCUUUACGGAAAUAGCCAAGCAAUUUUCAUUGAUUAAAAUGAUAUUCAUCCGCGUAAUUUGUGAUUAUGCAUUUAUUAAUAAGCCAGAGUUACUUUUAAAAUUUGAAUUCGUUGUAAUUUGUUGGAUACGUAUAACAAAAUAAAAAUAUAUCUUUCUUUUAUAUCGCUAGUUUUAAGCUGUUUUGAGAACUACUUGUGGUUAGGUUUGUCGGGAAGCGCUGUUCGGAACUUCCUGAGAUUUAAUGUCAACAUUGUAUUUUCUGAUCUGCGAUCAGAAAAACUACGGACAACAGUUAUUCGCCUCACUUUUACCUGAUUAAUCAGAAUCGCAUGAGCUGGCCCUUUUUAUAUCGCUGCGAUAUUGGUUAUCUGGGAAAGUGAAAGACUGGCAUCUUUUUGUCAAUGAUAAGUUUGACUUUAUUAAUAUUGUAAUAAAAAAAUAUUGAGCGUUUUUUACUAGACUUAUAGGCAUCUUUUUAUUUGACUCUUGUCGAUUUCUAAAUUGUUGAAUCCAGCACGAAACAGUUGCAUGAGAUACUUCAUUGUUGCAAAAGAUAAUGCAUAUCAUAAUAAACAACCUUGUUUU
Molecule: messenger RNA, 2842 nt
Organism: Ruditapes philippinarum (Manila clam)
Lineage: Eukaryota; Metazoa; Mollusca; Bivalvia; Venerida; Veneridae
Exons: 8
Coding region: 70-1191 (373 amino acids)
Cellular component (GO): plasma membrane
Source: RefSeq, a predicted model, not a curated record